AUGUUUAACAAUUCUACUAGGCAAUUGUUUAAACAAUCAUCUAUACGAUUACAAACAAUUAAUAGACAUCUUUCAUCUAGUAUGGCACCUUUACAAGCUAUUAGAAAAUACGACUAUUUGGUUAUCGGUGGUGGUUCAGGUGGUGUCGCAUCGGCACGUAGAGCAGCUUCAUACGGGGCUAAAGUAUUGUUAAUUGAACUGAAAUUUAACAAAAUGGGUGGAACUUGUGUCAAUGUUGGAUGUGUUCCAAAGAAGGUUAUGUGGUAUGCUGGGGAUUUGGCAGAAAAAAGGCACCACUUGAAAUCAUACGGAUUAUCGACUACUGAUGACAAGGUCAAAUAUGGUGACUUCGACUGGUCUACGUUCAAAGAUAAAAGAGAUGCGUAUGUGAAGAGAUUGAAUGGGAUUUACGAAAGAAAUUUGAAGAAUGAGGGAGUUGAUUACAUAUAUGGAUUUGCUCAUUUUGCCAAUUCGAAUGGUGAUGUUGAGGUUACCUUAACCGGAGACCAAGAGUUAUCGUUCUUAGAAGAGGGCAAGGAGUUUAAGAAAGACGAAAAACUUGUUUUCGCUGGAAGUAAGACUUUAAUUGCCACAGGAGGAUAUGCUAUAAAUCCACCAAAUGUUGAAGGACACGAAUUGGGAACAACCUCAGAUGGCUUUUUCGAAUUACAAAAGCAACCAAAAUCGGUUGCUGUAGUAGGUGCUGGAUACAUCGGUGUAGAAUUAUCUGGUAUUUUUAAAGCCUUAGGUUCAGAAACUCACUUGGUUAUCAGAGGUGAUACCGUGUUAAGAUCUUUCGACGAAUCUAUUCAAAAUUCAAUUACUGAUUAUUACACCGAUAAAUUAGGAGUUAAUAUAAUUAAGCAAUCAGGAAGUGUCAGUAAGGUUGAGAAAAUUGACGGUGACAGAAAGAAAAUUACUUUGGGUAAUGGCCAAGUACUCGAAGUUGAUGAACUUAUCUGGACUAUGGGUAGAAAGUCCUUAAUUAAUAUAGGUUUAGAUAAAGUUGGUGUUACGUUAAACGAUAAACAACAAGUUGAUGUGGAUCAAUUUCAACAAACUGCUAACCCAAAUAUCUUUUCAUUAGGUGAUGUCAUUGGUAAGGUUGAGUUAACUCCAGUUGCUAUAGCUGCUGGCCGUAGAUUAUCUAACAGAUUAUUUUCUGGUGAUAAAGCUUUUGAAAAUGACCACUUGGAUUACUCUAAUGUUCCAUCUGUCAUUUUCAGUCAUCCAGAAGCAGGCUCAAUUGGUUUAUCAUGUAAGGAAGCUAAAGAGAAGUAUGGAGAAGACCAAAUUAAGAUUUACAAGUCCAAGUUCAAUGCGAUGUAUUAUGCUAUGAUGGAGGAUGAUUCAUUAAAAUCCCCAACAUCUUAUAAAGUUGUUUGUGCUGGUGAGGAUGAAAAGGUGGUUGGUCUUCACAUAGUUGGUGAUUCAAGUGCAGAAAUAUUGCAAGGUUUUGGUGUAGCGAUCAAGAUGGGUGCUACUAAGAAAGAUUUUGACAGUUGUGUUGCUAUCCAUCCAACUUCUGCCGAAGAGUUGGUUACCAUGAAAUAG
Molecule: messenger RNA, 1554 nt
Organism: Debaryomyces hansenii CBS767
Lineage: Eukaryota; Fungi; Ascomycota; Pichiomycetes; Serinales; Debaryomycetaceae
Gene: GLR1
Product: glutathione-disulfide reductase
Exons: 1
Coding region: 1-1554 (517 amino acids)
Biological process (GO): glutathione metabolic process; cellular response to oxidative stress; cell redox homeostasis
Cellular component (GO): mitochondrion; cytosol
Molecular function (GO): glutathione-disulfide reductase (NADPH) activity; NADP binding; flavin adenine dinucleotide binding
Source: RefSeq, a predicted model, not a curated record